Babesia bigemina is the source of this 5433-nucleotide messenger RNA. RefSeq lists its product as hypothetical. The transcript has a single exon. The record is from RefSeq and is a predicted model, not a curated record. The coding region runs from base 1 to 5433 and encodes 1810 amino acids. Lineage: Eukaryota; Apicomplexa; Aconoidasida; Piroplasmida; Babesiidae.
AUGACCUCUAUAAACCAUCCUAAUAACUUGUGCCUUGUCACCCUUCACUUUCCUUCCUCCACCUCUUGCCACUGCCCUGACCAUGUGCCGCCUAGGGAGCUUGACCAGAAAUUUGAUGAAAAUAAAAAGUGCGAAAUUACCUCAAAUAACAACCCUACUAACAUCCUUAAUAACCUCUGCACUGGCCUCGAAACUUUCCUCGGUUUCUCCUCUGACUCCAAAGGCUACACUGGCUCUGGGAUUGUCUACUCCGACCUGGACAGGCUGUGUGACGGGGUGAUGGGAUUUUUGCAUGGUGUGCUCAGUAACAUCCACAAGCAUUUAGGGCAGCAUAAAAGUACUUUAGAUAGUGCAAUUAACAUCCUUAACACCAAUAAACAGCUUGGUAAAAACGGUUUUAAUGCUGCGAUUGGAGAGGUGGUCGCAGGGGUGCGGGGGUAUAAUGAUGCUGUCAUGAAGUCUAAUAAAAAGGUGAGUGAUGUAUUAACAAAAAUGCAGAAAGAUGCAGAUAAAUAUUCAGCAGAAAGAUUAGAAAAAUUGUUGCCUCCACGAAAUGCGGAUGACCCCGUGAAAAUUGGUAAUCUCAUCGAAGCCGCCAAUGAGACAGUGGCAGAAUGUCUAAAAAAAGCCGACGAAUUUAAUACAGCUUUAGAUAUGAAAAAUAAUGCGGAGGAACUAAGAAACGCAAUGAAAGACUUAAAUCCUAAUUUGAUAACUAAAAUAGAGAAUGUGCGUGAAAAUAUUAAGCAUGAGAGUAAACGAUUGAACAAGUUGGCAGAACAUGAAAAGAAUGAUUUACACAGUAUGGAAGCAGAAAUUAAAACAAAGCUUCACGACGUUAAAUGUAAGGUAAAUGAGCAUAUUAAAAAAAAAGUGAAAGAUCUUGUCGAGAGGCUGAAAGAUAGGGUUCGUGAAAUGCAGACUAAACUGGUGGACAUAAAUGUCGACUUAACUAAGCAUCUCGAGAAGUUAGAGAAGUGGAUGAAAGAUGUUAAAAAGUUCAUAGAUGAACACCCGCGGGUUAAUGCGCAGAAAAUAUUGGAGGAAAUCAAGUGGGACAACGGCGGUGACACCAAUGUCAAACGCAACAAAAUUGACAACGCUGCAAGAGAGUUGAGGAUGAAAGCGGAGGAGCUUUUUAGAGCUGGAGAGGCGGCAAAAAAAACUGUUCAGGAGAAAGUUAGCUUGGCGCUUACGCAGGUGAUAACGAUGAAUGAUGCGCUUAAGCAAGAUUUGUGGAAGGUUAAAGCUAACAUAAAAAAAGCAGUUGUGGCAUUAGGUAAGACGUUGGAAACAAAUGUGAAACAGGAUUUGACGACGUUGAAGGGAAAGAUUAAAAGUGGCUUGCAUCCCAUUGUAGGUGGUGUAGAAACGUUUUCUAAACAAUUUGCUGCCACUAAGCAAGCUAUCGAUGGAGCAAUUCAGGCACUUCAUGGUGACGUUGGAAGACUUAAAGAGCUGGAAAAUGUUGGCACAGCCGACAUGAAAUUUAUUCACGCAUUUAGGGGUAACAACGAUCCUUUUCAAAAGCUCAAAGUAUAUUUCAAGAUACUGGACGAAGAAGUCAUGUCGAAACUUCAGACGGGUAUUACGAAGAUAGGUGAACAGAUGUUAGAAAGACUUGCAUCGUAUGCAGGCGGGAAUAACCUACAAGAUGAACUUAGAAAAUCACCGAUUAAGGAUGGAAUCGCUGAGGCGCUCAAAUCACUAUCCACUGUUAACACACUCGAUAAGCUACCCGAUCUUACUGAGGUAAAAACACUACUGGGGAACAUCAUAUUCGACGAUUUUAAAAAGGAGUUCAAACGGGCGUUUUCUCAAAUAGAUACUCUUAGCGCUACCGUCGCGGAACAAAUUACAAAACAAGAUGUAAAAUCUUUAUUCACUGCAUUAGGUGCAAUUGCUAAAGCUGUAGCCUCUCACUCUGACAAGGUAGUCAAAGCAGUCAUGCAAGGGAUCAACACAAAGGUGAAGACGGAUGUACAGGCGCUGGCAGGAGUCAUGGAUGUUAAGGUGAAGAAAAUUAGCAGUGGUGUACAAAAGGAUCAGGAUGGCGAUAAAGUUGAGUACUACGAAGGCGCGAAGGAAGACGCUAAAGGACUCGCUUGGCUAGUUAGAGAUUUUGAUAAAAACAUUAAAAUUGCCAUUACGAAUUAUCAUGGUCAAUUCGACAGCGAGUUUUUUAAGACGAAUGGCGAAGUAAACAAUUAUAAACUCGGCAGUGAUCUUAUGUCCAAUUUCCACGGGACCUACGAGAAAAACCUCAAAGACGGCGAUUUCAAAACCGACGGUGGAGAAAGCGUACUCAACAAGGAGAUUGGAGUGGAUGACAUGACCAGUGCAGGUGUGCAAGGCAACAAAAUUUCCACUAUUGCUCCUAAAACAUUCACUACUUUUGAAAGGCACGUUAACCAAGAUACCGUAGCCACCUCGCAGGGGAAUAUAGAAAACCUAAACGGUGAACUUCCAAUUAAGAUAAAAGAUAUUAGGGAGCAGGUUGCAGACAUCGCGUUGAAAUCUAUUUCCGACCUCAACGAGCAAGCCGGACAACAGUUAGAGCUGGUCACCAAAACUCUUGACGCUCUUUGCCGUGACGUUAAACGCGCCGCAGAAGACGUUCAAAUAAAUUUGAAUGUACUGAAAAGUACGAAAAUUGACGUUAAUUUAAAACGCAUUCAUGGCCUGAUUGAUGACCUUCGAACAACUCAGCUGGGCGCUGUCAUCGGCUUGACGAACAAUUUCCUCACUCAAUUCGCCGACAAAGCCGGAGAACAAAUCGUCAAAGAUCUCGAGCAGGACGCAAACAUUGAAGUGACAAAAGGCGAAACUGAUAUCAUUCAUGAAUUACGUAAAAGGUAUAUCGCCUUUAUCAAAUUGCUUCUAACAGAGUUCUCCAGCAAAUGCAAGAAUGACCUCUAUGGGCUACCCGAUGAAAUAACAAAGGACGCCGACAAGGGUGCGAAAGGGUUUAUGAAGCAGUUAGCAACAUUCUCUGAGAUGCAUCUUCAACGCGCUGACUUGACCAACCUAGCGUCUUUCUCUCGCCCGGCAACAUCAUUCAUAGGUGACCUGCUUGAAAAAGUAGCCUCAAGUGACGAUAUCGGCGCCAAGCACAACGCACUUUCUCAAAUUGGCAAAGCUGUGAGAACCAUGCUUAACAAAAUAACAAAGUACAAUCACAAAUUCCUCACCCACCUCUCCGCCCUUUCCUCCCUCCUCGCAACCAUCCGCCCCGCAUCCUACGCCGACGACAGCAACCCCCUGCUCGAGUGUCUCAAAAAGGGCGUGCAGAGGAUGUGCGAUGAGCUCGACAAGGCGUACGUGAGCGUGUAUGAUAGUGAGACUUUCGGUGCUGAGCUCGUCGAAAAGAAUAAAGUAACGCCGUAUGGCACUCAGUUGUCCAAGGUGUUCCUGUCCAUCUUGGAGAUAUACAACGAAGAUUUGAGGUACUUGAAAAAUCGUACCAUCCACAAGUGGUCAACAAGUAGAAUAUAUGCUGGUAGCAGUUUAGGCACAUUUUUGCAAAAUAGCGGCUACGGCGUGUCCAACAAUGAGACCGAGCAGAAUGGUCACUUGGACAAGAAUGCCAACGGUACAAAGAUCAUGAGUCUACUUGUAGGCGAAAAUUACGGUCACGUUUACCACAAGAAUAAGAAUUACAAAUUCCAGCUUGAGAACCUAUACGACUGCCUUACGACUUAUUACCGCAUUCGUCACAUCUCCACUGCAGGGUCGAAGAAGUCGCCGUGUAAUAUCUACGAAAUGCUCUGCUGGCUUACGAGUCUGCAAUACAGUUCAGUAUAUCUCAACUUUAUAUCCGAUGAGUUUAGUGACUUGUUCGAUAAGCGGGAAAAUAAAAUCGCCGGAACCAAUGAGGUCGACGGUAUCUCAUUCGAGGACCAAACUGCUAACAAGUUGGCAGCAUACCCACAGAAUAUCACGUAUACAGAAGUACAUAAUGCUAUCGUACAUGUAACUUCGCUGGCACCCGUUCUUCUCACCAGCAUCGUCGGGUAUGGAAACGAGUAUACUACGUACGCCGUUGACUUCUAUUGUAAUACGCAUAAUUUCGCAUACCCUUCAUCGAGCGUUGACUGCCUGAACACGUUAAUUGAACAUCUCCGUAGAAUUGUACCAGUUUUCCAAUUCUUGCUUACCCGAUGUGGCUUUGCCGCUAAGUACCACGGUUGGUCGGACUGUACGUAUGGCAGAGAUGUGAAAUCAUCAACGUGGCCAUGUAAUGAGCACUCAAAGACUGAAGUUGAGUGCCAAUCGACAUCGCCUCUUCAAUCCUUCCUACGUGACUGCCUACCCGGUCACUUGCCUCAUGAGCUCACUUCCACUGGCUGCAAAUCGGAAUGUAAGACGUGUCCCAAAAGCCUACCCGGUGCGCCAUGUAUAACACCACUUGGGUUCAGAGGCUUCACUGGAAGCAAGAAGACAGGCAAAGAGCUAUGUAAAGUGCUGACCAAAUUCCUCGGUAACGGGGUCGCUUCGUGCCUCUUUGGCCUUAUUCCUAAACCGCCCUCAACAUUGUCGCAACACUUUGCUUUUACGAUGUCACUUGUCAGGAAUUGGCAAUCAAACGGCACGCAUUCUCUUAAAACAAAUAUUGAAGCCGCCGUCACGGAGCAAUCUAUUCGUCUUUUUGAACAACCCAGCGAUCUCACAGCUGCGCUACGUAACGCGUACGGUGACGUACGGAGCAGCCAUAAGCGUGAAAGCCAUCCAGAGGCAAAAAAUGCAGACCUCUGUACGCUGUCUACGUCAACGUCAUGUACAUAUGCUAGUAGCGAUAAGCUGCACUGCGGUCCAUAUCUUUCAACUCUGUGCUUGGAAGAAUAUCGUUACUUCGCCGAUAAACAUUGUAACUUAUACCUCUCAUGGGCAGUGUACCUCCCAUGGACAUUCUACGGUUAUCUUAAAGCCCUGCUACAAGCCUUUUGCAGCAUAUCUUGCCAAGACUGGGGAUGUUCGAAAUGCAUCCAUGGAGUCAAAUGUAAGAAAGGACAGCACGGUGUCGACAACUGCCAGUGCCGUGGACUUGUUGAAUGCCGUGGCGUACAAAGCACUUUCUACAAUUACGGAUUCACGUUUGGCAAUCCUGAAACACUUCUAGCAAAAGAAGGUAAAAAAUAUUGCCAUCAUUUCCAUCAACAGCUGAAGUCGGUGCUUGAAUCGCAGUAUUUCGCAAAACUAUUUGAGGAGUGCGAUAAUUUCCUCUGGAUCAUCAGGCAGCCGUUCAUAUGGAUGAACGUCGCACUCUGGUCGCUGUCCCUCUUCUACCUCAUCUGCGUGAUGGUUGGCAGACUGGACGUGCUCCACAUACGCUCACACCUGAGGAUACCGUCGUCGCACAGCAUAACGGCGCAAUCAUUGUUGGCUGCAGCGCAAGUCGGAAGGCUUGCCAAGAUAUCGUAUCUACAACCGUAA